Messenger RNA from Symbiodinium sp. CCMP2592, 702 nucleotides. Lineage: Eukaryota; Dinophyceae; Suessiales; Symbiodiniaceae. The record is from the annotation of a GenBank genome assembly.
AUGUUCACCGACUGGCUGGAUGCGGGGCCGCUGGACUACAGCAGCCUGGCAGGGGCCUUUGCUCCCUGGGCACGGGGCGCCGCGUCGGACGCCCAGGCUUCCGAUGAUCGAAGCCCAACAUCGGACAGCGACACAGAUGGGUCGCCUGCACCUGAGGAGGCCGCCAAGAAGGCGGCUGCCCGGGCAGCGCCCGUGGAGGAGCCCGGGCAGGAGGUGCGCCAACGUCGCCGCCUUCUGCCUGAGUGGCUGAAGCGAACUACCCAGUCAGAGGGUGAGGAGGCAGCAGCCAGCCCUGCGACUUGCACGGUCUCCACCGACGGUUCUGAGGUGCACAUCAGCGGUCCUCUUAUCCGAGUGAAGGGUUGGUGGCGCAAGGGCCCCCGCUUUGACCAGCGCUUUGCGGAGAUUCGGACUGGCGAAAAGAACCAGAUCGAGCUGAUCUGGAGUCGCACGGAGAAGGGGCUGAAGAGGAUCCCUUUGCAGGGCGUUACUUUGGAGCCCUUCGCCCUGGAGGGCCUCUUCGGCUUCCGUCUCCUUCCGCUUCCGCAGGCCCGAGCCUUCUGGGGAAGUCUGGUCUCAGUGGCAGGCAUAGAACCUGGGAGCUUUCCGCAGACCGUGCUGCUCUUGGCAUCGCGAUCAAGAGGUGUAGGAAAGUGCUCCGUGAGACUCGUGACAUCUUCAACAAUGUGCGGGCAGUCGUGA